Sinocyclocheilus grahami is the source of this 438-nucleotide messenger RNA. RefSeq names its product AN1-type zinc finger protein 5-like. The record is from RefSeq and is a predicted model, not a curated record. Gene Ontology annotation, molecular function: zinc ion binding. Lineage: Eukaryota; Metazoa; Chordata; Actinopteri; Cypriniformes; Cyprinidae. The transcript has 3 exons. The coding region runs from base 1 to 333 and encodes 110 amino acids.
AUGGCAUGUGAGAAGCUUGUAGUUGUUUGUGAGCUGUUAAUUCGUGUGACUGUUUUUCCAGUUGUCACUCAGCCGACCGCGUCCACCGCUCCUCCGAGCACAGCUGAAGAGACCAAAACACCCGACGCCUCCAAACCCAAGAAGAACAGAUGCUUCAUGUGCCGCAAGAAGGUCGGCCUGACAGGGUUCGACUGCCGCUGUGGGAAUCUCUUCUGUGGACUCCAUCGCUACUCGGACAAGCACAACUGCCCCUACGACUACAAGGCGGAGGCUGCAGCCAAGAUCCGCAAAGAGAACCCGGUGGUGGUGGCCGAUAAGAUUCAGAGAAUAUAAAGCGCUCGCCGUCGCACCUCCACUUUGCGAGAGAUCAGCUACAAGGACUCGCACUUUGACUUGUGAUCUGAAAGACUUUUUUUUUUUUUUUAAUUACAGUAUGGG